AUGGCUUUGAAGUUGAUUGGCGUUUCUGACAACGCAGCAAUGCUCCCGGACGACUACGGUUGUGUUGUGGCUAAUCGUUUCUGUCAGCUUGUGGAUGACGAGGCCGACCCGUUCGACUUUAUAAAACAAGCCGAGUUACAGAAGGAGAAGAAAAAGAAAGCAAACGAUAAGACCGUGAAGCCUAAAAAACCUGGACAGAGGGAGUCCCAGAGAGAUAGGCGGGUCCCCGUUUUAGUCGAUGGAGAAGACAACCUGCCAAGAAAUGAUACAGGCAGGUGGCUAGUUUAGUAGGCUAGCUAACAAAGUUAGCUAAUGGCUGGCACUGCCUAAUUGGCUAGCUAAUGAAAUAGCUUGCGUCUGUGUGGUCUGUCAAGUUGAAAUUGUGUACAGUGCACAUUAAUUAAUUUUAAUGAAAUGGCUACUAGCUAGACACCAAAGAAAGUACUUGGUUACGUCUGGUUCAUAGUUCUUUCACAUCAAUGAAGAUGAGGGAAAGGAAACCUAGAAAGGAUGCCAAUGCACUGCAGACUAGAGAUGCACCCUAGACGCAAGACUCUUCUGUCGUAUGGUUGCAUAGAGGGCGCUAUGAUUCUACCCCGAAAAUGACUUUAUGCCACUGCAUAAUUAUGCCAGUCAGGCCUGCCUAGUCCUACUAUUUCUAAAUUGUACAAGUCCAGCAUUCAGUUGAUUUAGGUGCUCUCAGCACUGUGCUGAUGCUGCAAAGGUAAUCCGCAUGAGGGGCAGAACACAUGGGUGAUGUUUCAGUAGAUAUUUCCCAAAAUAAUAGCCUACAAUGUUAUCGUCCAUUCAGAAGGCAAAUUUAGUAUAGAUGCAUGCAUGGAUGACAAAUUUGACUCUCAAUCUCUGUUUUCAGGUGGUAAGCGUUCUGCCCGAGGGGUAGGGGUCCAGAAUGAGAGCAGAGGGGUGGUGGAGGCUGAGAGUGGCACAAGGCGAGCUGUCUUCGGGGAACGCAGGACCAACCAAGAGGAACACCCACAGGAGUACUCCAUCCAGAAGUAAGUCGCCUUUCUGUGGAGACGUGACAAAUGGAACAUGGUCUCUUGUUCCAUCGCCUCCCUGGUGUGUGGUUGUCCUAAGAGCUUGGCCAAAGAAGCCUAAAAUGUAGGACCCUGCAAAUGCCAUGCUCAAACCAAACUUUAUUUCAUUACCUUGUAAAGAAAAAAAGUGUAUCACAUGACCAUCGACAGGACCUUGAUUAAACUCUCCACUUAUGUUCUCCCCAGGCCAGCUUAUUAUGCUUACGGCGAAGUCCGAGUGGGCGGCGGAGGCUACAGAAACAUUGAUACUACCGGUAGCUUCAACCUGAGGGGAAAGAGAGAAUAUGAACGCUACAGUGGAACGUGAGUGCUUAUCAAUGUUGCUGUAAUUGUCUUUAGGACAGCUGACUUUUAGUUCUGACAUUUUGUGUUUCUUUACGUAAUAUGUAUAUGUUGUCCUGUGUCUAUAGUUUUGUUCAAUGUUGUAAGUUUUGUCAAACUUUUUUCCCCCUGCUGCUGUUGGACCAGGUCUCUCUUGAAAAAUGUUUAUCUCAAUGAGAAAAACCUGUAUAAAUAAAGGUUAAAUAAAAUUAGAUUUGUACAGUUUGUGUAAAAGUAAUGUCAUUGUUUACCACAUGGUAAAUGUAAAGUUUUCUUGUCUAUCAGAGGAAUCUCCCCAGAGGAGAAGAGAGGAGGACGUGGGCCCUGGAACAGGGGCUCUGUUCAAGACCCUACUUCCAUGGGGUGAGUUUACUACCACAUGGAGAAGUUACAGUAGUAAACGUGUUAUUGAUUAUUUUACAUUAUAAAUCCUAGUGACGGACGGUUUAGCAUGGUUACGAUCUCCUUUAUAGUGAUGUAGGGGUGAAUGUGAAGCCUGACGCAGGAGGCAUCCCACCUGAGGCCGGCCAACAGCCAGCGGAGAUGGAGGGAGAGAAUCGGUGAGUCACCACACACGGGAGAGUACAACGCACGCACACCAACUCAACUUUUGGGGGUGAUAACAUUAAUAGAUACUGGGAAGAUGCACAGUGCAACAGGUUUAUAAUUUGUUUUUAGCAGUGGUUUUAUUUAUCCCUGCCAUUCAUCACAGCCCAUCAGAGGAGGAUGUGGUGGUCCAAGUUGCCAUGGAGAUGUCUCUGGAUGAGUGGAAGGCCCUACAGGAGCUGAGUCGCCCCAAGGCUGAGUUGAACCUCCGUAAGCCGGACAGCAAGGUGCCCUCCAAGGCCAGAGUUAUACACAAGUCCAAACGCAUUGAGGUGAGUGACCCCUUCAGAUUAGCGUUGUGGAGCUUGACCUUUGGCAGGACCCAUACAUUUUAUAAGUAAUUUGGCAUUUAUUUGUGAUAAAGUUGAUGCGUUUCUAUUGUCUACAUUUGGCAUUUCCUCCACUAGAACUUGAAGGCGGAGUCUGUGGAAGAACAGGAAGAGGACUACCACUUCUCCAGUCUGCGCAGAUCUGCCAAUGACAUCACUUCCCAUUUGGAGUUCAACUUUGGCAGCCUGCAGCGCCCCAGCCGAGGGGGGAGGGGACAAGGCAGGGGGGAGAGAGGGGGGAUGACUUGUCACCCUGAGAGAGCAGAGAAGACUGAAAGGGUAGGUCUUCUCUCCUUUAGACAAGAUGCUGGAAACAUUACAUUAGGGCAGGGGGAUUUGAGUUCUGUACAGAGCAGUUUUAUUUGAAGUGAACACUGCUGGCAAGGGUUUGACCAUUUCCUGGUUAAAAACCUGAUUUUAUUUUUUAUUCAAUGAAAUACAAUGACUAAAAUAAAAGAUUUGUGAGGUUAAAACUUCUUUCUAGAAGCAUGAAAAAAUGUCUAUGUAUCCUAUCACCACUCAUGUUAAUGACCUGUUGCGCUUCUCUCCAGGCUUAUGUCCUAGCCCCAAACCCAGAAGACCCUGAGGACUUCCCUGCAUUGGCUGUGGGGAGAUGA
Coregonus sp. 'balchen' is the source of this 2931-nucleotide messenger RNA. The record is from the annotation of a GenBank genome assembly. Lineage: Eukaryota; Metazoa; Chordata; Actinopteri; Salmoniformes; Salmonidae.